AUGGAAGCUUCCCCUACUUCCAAGAAUAUCUCAAUUUCUAUGGAUGUCUGCUUGACGUUCUGCAGACCAGAGACAAGCUAUAUUAUGUUAUUCAAGAUGGGAAUUAUCAUUGUCCAUUGUGUUCUCAAACCCUUGAAACAUCCUCUCACAGUAUUCUUCACUACAACAUUUUUAGAGCAGUAUGGUUUGCAGUUCUUGGCCUACAUAUACAUCAUGAUGCUAUUUUGGUGGAAUGGUUCUCCAGCUGGUUUGAUAAAUUCUCAACUAAUCAGAUCAAACAAAUGCAAUUUAGAGAUUGAUCUCUUACAACAGAAACCUACAAGUCUACCAAUUCAAGUUCCUAGACAGUCUAGAGCCAAUCUUCGCCGGAGUCCUCCUCCUCUUGAUACUCUUAAAAUUAAUGUUGAUGGUUCAUUUAAUUAUGAUAAUAAAACUGGUGGCAUUGGUCUUAUAGUGCGUGAUUUUGCAGGUGCACAAAGGAGAUCCAAAUGCAUCUACUUAGAAGCUGCUUGGAGUCCAGAGCAUGUAGAAAGCAAAGGUCUAUGGGAAGCUGUCAAGUGGGCUGAAGAGAUGCAGUUAGUGAAUGUUCAAUUUGAAAUGGAUUCACAAAUUGUUGCAGAUGCAGUUAACAAAAACAGUACAACAGUAGACUGGAAAAUUCGAAAUUUGCUCUUGGAUAUCAAAAGUGUCUUCUCUAAUUAUAGUUCUUGGAAAUGCAGUUAUGUACCCAAAGAAAAAAAUAAAGUGGCAGACAUAUUAGCUAAGUAUGCCCGAGUCUCUCGUGUUAGUAGUGUUUGGUUAUUAUCUAUCCCUGAAAUUAUUCAUAAUCAGAUUCAGGAAGAUGCAAACAUUGUAAACUCUGAAGUUUAA
Messenger RNA from Papaver somniferum (opium poppy), 870 nucleotides. RefSeq lists its product as uncharacterized. Lineage: Eukaryota; Viridiplantae; Streptophyta; Magnoliopsida; Ranunculales; Papaveraceae. The record is from RefSeq and is a predicted model, not a curated record. Gene Ontology annotation, molecular function: RNA-DNA hybrid ribonuclease activity; nucleic acid binding. The coding region runs from base 1 to 870 and encodes 289 amino acids. The transcript is spliced from 2 exons.